This is a messenger RNA of Lactuca virosa, 318 nucleotides long. The record is from the annotation of a GenBank genome assembly. NCBI's taxonomy places the organism in Eukaryota, Viridiplantae, Streptophyta, Magnoliopsida, Asterales, Asteraceae.
AUGAAGAUGAGAGAAAAUUAUGAGAAGGAAGAGUUGGGGGAUUUUGGAACAGGAGAAUUGAAUGAGGAGUUCAUAGUGGAACAGUUGAAUAAGGAGGAUUAUAAAGAAAUGAUUAUGACGAAGUUUAAGAAGCUACAAAUGUUAACCGAUAAUGGACUCGAUAAAUUCCCUGCAAAUGAGGAGAGGGAAAUGAAGCAGAUAAGAAUAAUGGAGGGCAAAAAAAAUAAAGGAGGAGGAGAGGAAAAUGAGGAAGAAAACAAGGAUAAGGGAACUGAAGGCAGUGAUAACGUUAUAGGAGGAGAGGAAAAUGAAGCAUAA